GCCGAACGUCCUGCGUCCUGCAGGACUAAAACUAUUCCGUCUUUUCAGCAGUCUACUGGUUCGAACCUACGAUCUCCAACAUCUGCGGAUGCGGUAGAAUAGUGACAUAAUUUUGAAAAAAUGGCCAUAUCAAGACUUACAACUCUCUGCAUCAAUUUUAUCCUUUAUACAAUUUUAGCAUCAUGCAUAUCAGCAAUUCAUCUACCUAACCAGCCAACGGAUCGGCCUCACAAACUAAGGCUAAGUUCCACCACAACUGCUCCAGUGAGUGGAGUUGCCACUCAAAGUUCAGAGAGUAAAGACGGGGUUGCAACAUAUCGUUUCAUCAACAGCAAAACAGGAACUACCUGCAUAUUACUGAGAACUGAUGCUGUGGUUGAGGUAAAAUUCAGAUUACACAAUUUGGAAGAACAAGCUGACUCUUUCGUACCAGAACAAGCUUUAGUAGAAGGAGAUUGCAAGAAUGAAGAUUAUUCCUAUAUGAGAUUGUCAUGGACUGGAUACAGUUUGAUAAUUAGCUUCUCAAAAUCACCUGGUGGAGAACUAUGGUACAUCGAUAAAGUAGAACUAACUGUUAGUCCUGAUCUUCCUCAACUGAAAGGAGUUCAUGGUAAUGCCAUUAAGUUGUAUCACAAAACGAUGCUCAUUCCAACACCUGUAGGAAAAUCUUAUUCCUGCGAAGAACUGGACAUCGACCUAGAAACAGACAAGGAGGAUAGACCACCACCAGGUCUGCGUGGUUCUCUUCUGCUUAGAGCACUUCAACUGCAACCCUUCAUGUAUAAGAGCGAGCAAUUUGAACCUUCAAUGGAAUGUAAAGAAAUGAAGACAUAUCGAGAUGAAACAGCACCAUUAGCUGUUGGUACAACCCUUGCCAUUUUUGUACUGAUGACUAUUUCAGGCUACGCCAUAUUCAGGUACUUCAAAGUGAAAAAUGUUCAGUACAACACUAUGGAAUAAAACGACACUGAAGAUUACGAGAAAUGAAUUUCUCGUCCUUUAUAAUUUGAAAGAGGAUUUUUGAAGUAAUCUGAUGUAUUCAUUUUUAAAGAAUUUUAUAUUUCUCUUGGUUGUGAAUCGAAAUUAUUUGUUUCUGAGUUAUAUACUCUUACGUGAAUUGAUUGGUCUCAAACUCAAACUAUUUUUUUGUUAUUGUUACUAUGUAUUGUUGAUGAUUUAUUGGAAAUUUGAGAAUAUUUAAAUAUGAGGAUGAUUAAACAAAACCCUUUUUGUAAUAUUCAUCUUUAAAAUGCUUUUAAUCACAUUCAUUGAAAAGAAUCAGCACAAAUAAUUAUUCAUCCUCAUAUAAACUUUUGAUAGAAAUUAAAAUUAUAUUAAGUUGUUUAUCAACGUGAAUUGGUAAGCAAUAAUUGUCAUAUCACUAUCUAUGGAAUAAUGUAUUCCUCUUGAUUUUGGGCCUGUAUUCUAUGAUUGAUGAAAAAAUUCGAUGAAGAAAAAUGUGAAUCAAUCAACGUAUCCAUCAAUGCAAUUUCUGUUCCUCAAUUGAAGAAAAUGAAAAUUUGAAAGAAGCAGCCCUAAUCAUGAUUCAAAAAAGUCAAUAUUAUCGAAAUGUAUAUCAUAUCAAUCAUAUCAAAUGAAGAAAUUAAAUAUUAUGGAUACUCGACUCCUAAGAAUCGUAUAAAAUUUGAAAAAAUUGUUCAAAGUGAAAAUAUGGAAGAAAAUUUUCUCGUACAGAAGAAAUGAUCGAUUCUGCUUGAGAAUUUGUUAAUGAAGACAACUGAAUUUAUAUCUCUUGAUCAAUGAAAUUCAGUAUUAAAUCCGAAUAGAAAUGAAACCAAUUUUACUAUUGCACAUUCAGGUAAUUAUGGAAAAAUAACGGACAUUUACAUAUCAUAUCGAUUAUUGUUCUUAGGUGUUAUAAAAUAUAUUUUGAGUACAACUCAAACUUUCAAUUAGAUUAUCUUUUUUUUCACUUCCAUCUAAGUUCAAGUGAUCACAAUUCUGAUCUCCGUUAUUAUUAUGGAACUAUUGAUAAGUUGCAAAAAAACGUAAUCUCAAAGUGAAUUUAAAUUAUAAUCUUACAAAAAUUUUUUAUUAUUCACACAAGAAGUUUUCAACAGAAUAAUCGACAAAAGGUCAGAAUUACCGAUAAUUUCAGAAGAAUAAUGAGAAAAUGUUGUAGAAGAAGUUUUUAUUGAAAAUUCACAAUGCAAAAAUCAUCGCAUCUAAUAUGAGAGAAUAAUAUUAAAUUUAUUCAAAAUUUUUAGCUGACAAGAAAGUUCCAUAGGAACUAAUGAGAGAAAAAUUGAAAUGCAGGAACUUUUUGAUUAUUUAAUAUCCAAGGUCGCAAUCAGUAAACUAUUUUCAUAACAAUAUUCAUUUUAUAUUUACUACUAAAGAUUCUGACAUAACUAAAAAUGUUCAGAAUUUGCUAUUCGGAUUUUAAUUUUCGAGUUAAUUCUAUUUAUAUUUGUGGCCUGAAAUAAAUUUCAAAUGAUUUUCUAGAUCUAUAUUUUUUCAUUCAUCAACCUUAUUUUUAAGAAUUUGUUAGUAUAAAUAUAUAUAUAUAAUAAGAGCCAAGGUCGUCUUCCAGUAAUUUAACAGAGGUAAAUAAAUUGAAAUGUAUAUUUAUAUUAGAGUGAUUGAGAACAAGGAGAAAUAGUAUUCUGUUAUUUGGAUAAAAUAUUCGAUUGAUGAAAGGACAAAAUUGAAUCGAUGAUUCGAAAUGAAUGUAAGCAAAUAAUGCUUUCAUUGAUGUAUAUCUUAUAUUUAAGAAGUUUGUAGUGUUGUUCGAAACUAUAAUAUACUCAUUAAUUGUUUGAAUUUGUUCUGAUGAAAAAAUCGUUUCCAAUGAUGUUGAAAUAAGGAAGAACUGUUUCAAAUAUGGAACUUGUAUCAUUCAUUCCGAAAUAUAUGGUUUACUUUUGAA
Messenger RNA from Harmonia axyridis, 2890 nucleotides. RefSeq lists its product as uncharacterized. The record is from RefSeq and is a predicted model, not a curated record. Bases 121 to 960 code for a protein of 279 amino acids. Lineage: Eukaryota; Metazoa; Arthropoda; Insecta; Coleoptera; Coccinellidae. The transcript is spliced from 5 exons. Gene Ontology annotation, cellular component: membrane.